Molecule: messenger RNA, 917 nt
Organism: Closterium sp. Naga37s-1
Lineage: Eukaryota; Viridiplantae; Streptophyta; Zygnematophyceae; Desmidiales; Closteriaceae
Source: the annotation of a GenBank genome assembly
AUGCAGCCAUUGACGCGCGUAUCCAGCGGCAUCAGAUGGCUGUCGAGUCGCCCUCUCGCGCUCCCCGUCAAGCUUCUCCUCGUGCCUGCUGGCCGCAACCGUCGAUACAUCUCGUGUAAUGCGCAAAGCGGAGGCUCCUCUAGCGGGGACAAGAAGAAGCUUGUAUUUCUCGGGUCGCCUGAGGUGGGUCGGGCGAGGAAGAACCGAGACAGCUAUGGCUGGACGGCAGAGUGUGCAGCGCCCCGCCUCACUGCGCUGCUGCUCACUACACGUCUGUGCACAGCUACCCUUCCUCUCGUCGCCUCUUCUCCUCCGCGCCAUCCCACCGCGCGCCUCUCCUCACGCCGUCCCUCCGCGCGCCUCUCCUUCGCGCCAUCCCUCCGCGCGCCUCUCCUCCGCGCCAUCGCUCCGCGCGCCUCUCCUCUGCGCCAUCCCACCACGCGCCUCUCCUCCGCGCCCCUCAUUUCCCCUGCCAUGUUCGCCGCUUCGCAGUGUCUUCGUGCGCCCCACAUCCCCGCUUCACCCCAGCCAAUCCCCCCUUCGCUCUACUCCUUUGCGCCCUCCGCCUCCCCUCCCCCCUUCCCUGCCUCCCCUCCUCCCCUCCUCCCUGUCUCCCCUCCUCCCCACCUCUCCUCCGCCCCUCCUCCCGACCUCUCCUCAUCCCCUCCUCCCCCCUCCCUGCCUCCCCAAGUCUCCACCUCCCCCUCUUCUCCUCCUCCAUGUUGCAGCGGGGGUGCCGGAUUGACUGCUCCCCGCCCCCUCCCCUCCCUUUCUGUCCUUCUCCCCAUCCCCUCCCCUCCCUUUCUGUCCUCCUCCCCAUCCCCUCCCCUCCUUUCUGUCCUCCUCCCCGCCCCCUCCCCUCCCCCUCCCCUCCCUUUCCGUUUUGCUCCCCCUCCCCUCUGCUCCUGCGCGCACAG